CGCGGGGCCCGCCGGCCAGUCGGUGCGAGGCGAGCGCGCGGGCAUGACGUGUGUCCGCUGGAGCGCCGCGGCGCUGAUGGCGCUGCUGGCCGCGUGGGGCGGCGGCUCAGCCACGCCGUCGGGCUUCUACGCGGACAACGGCGACCAGACGGUGAUGGAGCACGUGCUGAGCGCGCGCGAGAAGGAGGAGGUGGAGCACGAGAUCCUGCACCUGCUGGGUCUGCAGGCGCGGCCGCGAGGCGUGUCCAACCUCACCAGCUCGGCGCCCAAGUUCCUGCUGGACGUGUACCAGUCGCUGGUGGAGCCGACCGCCGCGCGCACGGAGUUCAACCUCAGCAGCCAGGACCUGCACGCCAUCGACGAGAGCGACGUCAUCAUGAGCUUCGCCAGCCACAGCCACCACGCCGGCGCGGCCCGCCACGAGCGAGGCAAGAGGCUGUGGUUCGACGUGUCGGAGGUGCCCGCGGGAGAGACCAUCGUGGGCUCCGAGCUGCGACUCUACCAGACGGCCAGCGAGCUGGGUGCUGACGUCAGCUUCACGCUGUCCCUCUACCAGCUCACCUCCGUCAGCAAAGGCCAGAAGGAGCUGCAGUUCGUGGACGCGGUGAACUCGAGCUGCGACCACGAGGGCUGGCUGCAGCUGAACGUGACGGGGCCGUUCACCGCCUGGGUCGCCUUCCCGGAGACCAACCUGGGGCUCUACCUGUCCGCGCACCUCGCCAGCCGCCCAGGCCACGAGCUGCGGCCCGAGGAGCUGGGGAUCGCCGGGGACGCGCGCGAGGAGCAGCGCCAGCCCUUCGUGGUGGCCUUCCUCAAGGCCGCGGCGCAGCGCGAGCUGCACGCCCGCGCAGUGCGGGACGUGGGCAAGCGGCGGCGCAAGGCCGACGACUCCAGCCUGGCGCGCAACCCGCUCUACGAGCCUAACACUCACUGGUCGAGCCGAAGUUGUCAACUUCAAAAUCUCUACGUGAACUUCAGAGACUUAGAGUGGCAGGACUGGAUCAUCGCGCCCGAGGGCUUCCACGCCUUCUUCUGCAGCGGCGAGUGCAACUUCCCGCUCAACAGCCACAUGAACGCCACGAACCACGCCAUCGUGCAGACGCUGGUGCACCUCAUGUACCCGCAGCAGGUGCCCAAGCCGUGCUGCGCGCCCACGCGGCUGUCCUCCAUCUCGGUGCUGUACUUCCUGGACGAGAUCAACGUGGUGCUCCAGAAGUACAAGAACAUGGUGGUCAAGAGCUGCGGCUGCCACUGAACUCCUCCACGCUCCACGCUCCACGCAUUCCGCGCAUUCCACGCUUCGUUACCGUGGACGUAGCCGGCAUUUUUGCCGAACCCAAGCUAUGAGAAUAUAUAUUUUUGUACAGGUCUGUUUUUAGAGACGUAAAAGAGGGGGGGAGGAAUUUAUAAAAAAAAAUAUUCUUAAUAAAAAAAGGAAUUUUUUUUGGGGCUACCUGAGGAACCCUGAGCAAAUAUUGUAAUAGGGACGAUUGUGGGAUAACUGGUAGGAAAUACGCGCGAGACAAGUGAUGCCAGCGAACCUGUCAGGUGUGGAGUGUGUGUGCCUGCGUUUCUCAAGUGCGUGACACUAGUUAACAGUAUGUACUUGCAUCUAGCGGCGCCGGAGCGUAAAAUAAAUAGCUCGAAAGCAAUGGCAAAA
This is a messenger RNA of Bacillus rossius redtenbacheri, 1660 nucleotides long. RefSeq names its product protein 60A (gene gbb). The record is from RefSeq and is a predicted model, not a curated record. Gene Ontology annotation, cellular component: extracellular region. The coding region runs from base 44 to 1255 and encodes 403 amino acids. The transcript has 6 exons. Gene Ontology annotation, molecular function: cytokine activity; growth factor activity. NCBI's taxonomy places the organism in Eukaryota, Metazoa, Arthropoda, Insecta, Phasmatodea, Bacillidae.